Messenger RNA from Centruroides sculpturatus (bark scorpion), 2168 nucleotides. RefSeq names its product clavesin-1-like. Gene Ontology annotation, cellular component: membrane. The record is from RefSeq and is a predicted model, not a curated record. Lineage: Eukaryota; Metazoa; Arthropoda; Arachnida; Scorpiones; Buthidae. Gene Ontology annotation, molecular function: phosphatidylinositol bisphosphate binding. The transcript is spliced from 5 exons. The coding region runs from base 1366 to 2166 and encodes 266 amino acids.
UUAGCAAAUAUGACUGUCACCGUGUUUUUUUGUAUACACUAAUCUUCGUAAUUGGCAAAGUUUAUUUAAACAUGUUUAGGUAAGUGUUAUUAAACUUUUUUAAUUGUAAGUAAGCAAUCACUCGUAAAAUAACGAACGGUAUCCUGUUACUCGAACAACUCGGUAUACGAACACAUCCUGGAAAAGUAUGAAAGUUUAGACUAAUAAUGUAUUUUUAUUUUGUCAUUGAUAAUAACGAAAUAUAUGAAAAUAACACCUCUAAUCAAGUUCAACAAUAAAGCUGAGAAGAGGACGGUAAUUUGUAUAAAGAAAACGCCUUGGUUUGAGUAAAAUUAACAUUAACAGUAGUUUUAACUGUGCUUGUUAGAUAAUUACUGAUUAGAAAUAAAUUAUCGACUGCAUUAAUAAACAUAUUUCUCUUAGUAAAAAAAAAAAUAAUUGUAUACUUUUGUUAAGUUCUGGAACGUAACUUCUGACAUAUUUUGCAUUAGUUAUUUGUUUCGUACAGCACGGAUUCGCAUAUCACGCCAGUUUUUCGGAACGUAACUAUCGUAUUGUGUACGAAGGAUGCUAAUAGUUAUGAUUAAAUAUUGUUUUUAAAAUUCAAUUAAUAAAACUCUGUCUACGAAAAAACAAAAAGACAUAUUAAUUCAGGUAAACAUUAACCUUUCAUAUAAGACUACACAAUGUAAAUUAACUGUAAAUGUUACCGAUUAUUUGUAAAAAAUUCGACACACGAAGUAUUCUCACACUGAAAAACAGUUUUACUCAACACUGUAAACACGUGAUAGGCAUCCAAUUUAUGAUCACAUCAAAACAGAUUAAUAACAAUAAAAAUGUUUGUAAAUAUAAGUGAAAGGGUUUAAGAAAUAAUAAGUGAAGAUAAAAAUUAGUGAAGGUAGGAACCGAAGUUCGUAAUAGCCUAUCUUGUCAGCAGGGUCCCACAGCAUAUACAUGAACAUUUCCCCUGCAGAUUAGAGUUUAGAAGAUUGUAGAAAACAAACAGACAAAAUUUCCGUUGUAUAUAUAUGUAGAUAAUAAAUAUCUAUAUUGAUUUGCGGCUACUAUCGUGUUGACUAUCAGUUUUUUAUUGAAAUCAUAAAGUUCAUUGAUUAGAUGUUGAUCGGUACAAAGUUUAAGAUUUAAAUAACUAGGAGAGAUUAAAAACUCAUUGAUGUAAAUUCAUCGCUUAUAUUAUAGGAUAUGUUGUUAAUUCGUGAAGCGAGAUUAUUCUCCGUUAUAUCGUCUAAUAUAGAAUCCUUAACCAAUAAAUAUAUUAGACAACUCUUUAAUAGGAGAAUUAUUUGCAUAAUCAGUAAAUAUAUACAGGACUAACAAUUAAAUUUUGAUGUUAAAAACGCAAAUAUGGGAAUGGAAGUGAAGGAAUACAAUUGGAACGAGAAAGAGUUAGAAGAAUUUCGAAUGGCUGCUCUAAAAGAGAAAGAUCUGAAAUGCAAAACUGACGACAUAUUUCUCCUAAGUUUACUACGAGCAAGAAAAUACGACAGAGAACGGGCAUUGAAACUACUCAAGAGUUAUUACGCAAUAAGGAAGAAGUAUACGGAUAUAUUCAAAGACCUUCGGCCUUCAGCAUUGGAAUCAUUUUUACAAAUGGGUAUGAUAUGUUCUAAACGAUUAGAAACAGGUCAAGUUAUAGGACUCGGUAGAGUCAGCCAUUGGGAUGCAACUAAAGUGAAACCAAUAGAUGUAACUAGGUGCGUAUUACUUCUUAUGGACAUGGAACUAAAAGACCAUCCAAUACAAGUAAAUGGUGUUUAUGCAUUGAUAGAUGCUAGAACACUAUCGUGGAGACAUGCUAUCCAAUUUAGUCCAAGAAUACUUUAUUUGAUUAUAACAUGCUUUUAUCAAUGUGCUCCGAUUAUUUAUAAAGGGGUUCACAUCGUUAAUGUUAACAAGUACCUUUGUGCCAUUAUUGCCAUGGCAUAUCCAUUUCUUCCUUAUAAAUUAAAGCAAAGGAUUCAUUUACAUGGAUCCAACAUGGAAAACCUUCACAAAGAGAUCGAUCCAAAAUACCUUCCUGCAGAAUUUGGUGGUGAAUUGCCACCUUUUGAUGAGUCUGAAACUAAUCAGAAGUUGAGAGACUUGGAAGAAUUUUUUGUAGAAAACGAAAAAUAUUGGACCGAAGAGAAAAUAUCUGAAGAUUAAAA